Molecule: messenger RNA, 4669 nt
Organism: Acipenser ruthenus (sterlet)
Lineage: Eukaryota; Metazoa; Chordata; Actinopteri; Acipenseriformes; Acipenseridae
Product: inositol 1,4,5-trisphosphate receptor-interacting protein-like
Exons: 2
Coding region: 1466-3082 (538 amino acids)
Cellular component (GO): membrane
Source: RefSeq, a predicted model, not a curated record
UCACAGAAUAAAUCAACCAAUGCAAGUGAUGUAGAAAGUCAUGUGACUAGCUUCUUCUCUGGCGAAAAAAAAAAGAAAAAUGGCGUAGAAAGUGAAUGCGAAGCCGCUGUGGGAUACUGUGAGGGAGACCCUCCUUAUCGAUUUUUUACUCAUUUUUUUCUUCUAUAGGUGGUAUAGGCAAGUAAAUAAAUGUUAAUCGGUCCAUUCCUGGUAGUUAAUGAUCAAAUUGCCAGUUAAUGCCGCGAGAUGUAGUGGAACGGCAUUCAAGUCGACACACUUGCUGUUAUAUUCCUUGAAAAAAAACACGAUUUACUGUGAUGAACCGUUUUAAACAUAAUGCUGUGUUGAAAUUAUAGCCUGUUAGAAAUUAAAAAAAAACAAACAAAAAAAAAAAAACGGUCUGGUACCGAUUAUAGCGUUCAUCUUAAAACGGUAUGUUAACGGUAUGUUACGUUUAAAUUUCAAGUGUUGUUUUCAGUGGUCAUUGUAUCAAAUAAAGACUUUCAUUUGAUACUUCACAGAAAUGGAUAAAGCGAGUCUUUUUGGUUUUAAAGCCGUUUGAACAUUGCAGUUCAGCAAACGCAACUUGCAAAUACAGUUACACAGUCACCGAUAACUGAUUUGGAGAAGAAAAAAAAAAUCCUCAAUUGGCAUAAUUAGGAAUUCUGUUAAAAAUAAUAAUAAUAAUAAUAAUAAUAAUAAUAAAACAAUGUAACAAUAAUCACAUUUGAACUUUGCUCUAUUUACAAUUAUUUUUAUCUACCCAAAUAAAACAGAAAAACCUUCAAGCAAAACACUGAAGCCAAAAAUAACAUUCAAAACAAAAAUGAUGAGGGUAAUGGUAAAUAUUACUAAUACAAUCCUAUAUAUACACAUUUAAGAAUAAAGUUUAUUUUAUUAUAUUGAAAAAAUGGUGGUAAAUUAUGUGGACCCCCCAAAAAAACACCAAUACACUUUUUGAUAGGAAAUAUCAGCUAUGUAUUGUUUUCUCUGUGUUGUCCAUCAAUAUUCCAGCUACAAUUUCUACAUACUGUAGGUGUCUCCCGAAAUUUGAAGCGACAGAUUUUGUUCUACAUUUUCUAGCAACAUGUCGACUCCCCUUGGUUUUAGGUAAAACAUUGUUUUUAGUGCAACACACAGACCAACAAUUAGCCGGGAAGUUUUCGAAGCUGCAUUUGUUCACAGUUCUUCUCGAAAAGAGGUCCCGAGUAUACCUAACCUAUUUACCGCUGAACCGUUGAGAUGGAAGAAAAAAAACUUUCUCAUCAUAGCGCGGCCAGGAAAUGAGUAAAAGCAGCCUUCAGAGAGUAAAAUGCGGAACAGGCUUCUGCCUCAUUGAAACUCUGCGUAGUUUGGGCUAGCUUGUGUGUUUUUUCUUUCUUCUUUUUUAGUUUCAAAGCAGUAUUAUCUCUGGAAUGUAUUUCGGAUUUGGAUUCUACUAGGAGCAAACAAAAAGACCAAGACCAUGCAGGGGGGGAUCUUCCGGGUGUGUGUGGUGGUGGCGGCAGCCCUCUUCUUUCAGAAGGAAAACACCACCCUUCCUGAGCAGGAGGAUGACAUAAUCCUUCAGAUGAAGGACCACGAAGAGAAACUCCAAUCCGAGAUGAUCCGUCUGGAACAAGAGGUUUCCAAGCAGGAUCUGGAGGUGCCGAAGGCAGUGGAGGAGGAGGAGGAGGAGGAGGACAACCAAGGCUUGGACUUGUGGAGCACUCUGUCCUUGAUCAUUUUCCUGAUGAUUGAGAUAUGGAGGCAGGACUUCCAAGAUGGUUCUGCUCAGGAUUCUGCUCCCAAUUCCGAGGAAGAGGACUACCUGGUCAUUGGGAAUAUCUCUCAGAAAACCACACUCCCAGACAAAGUGGUCCUGGCAAGCUUCCAUGAUAACUGCAUCCGUAUCUCUGGCAAUGACUUCUGGAAGAUGCGGGAGUUUGUGGAAGGUUUUGCAGAUGACCUUUUGGAAGCUUUGAGGAGCGUGUGCAACAGGGAUGCUGAUAUGGAAGUGGAGGACUGCAUUGGCGUUGGGAGCAUGUACGAGAACUGGAGGGUGAACAAGCCUCUGCUCUGUGAUCUGAUUGUUCCCUUUGCUCCACCGGAGCCGUAUUGUUUCCAGUUUCAGCUCUGGUGCUGCUCAGGAAAUGAUGUUCCUCCAGACAGACAGGGAUGCGGGAGGAUCAAAGUUGUAAAAGCCAACGAAGACGGUUCUGGUUGCCUGUGUGGAAAGAGCAACCUGGGGGAGGACAUGCUGUGCCUCCUCCACAGCAAGAAUGAGACGCCCAGGGCUACCGACACCACAGAGGACCUGCUGUGCUCCAAGAAUACACCCUACUUAGCAAAAGACCAAGUCAUGAAGUGGUUCCAGAUCUCCAUAACCAAAGCCUGGAAUCGAAUCUCCCACAAGUAUGAUUUUGAGCUCACGUUCCGCAACCUUGAUUCGCCAGGAGCUCUGAAGGUGAAAUUCAGGUCGGGGAAGGUCAUUAUCUUCAACAUCACUCCAGUGGUUCAGUUUGAAGACACCGAUGCCUAUUUUGUGUCGAGUUUCAACAGCAGCAGCCCUCCAGAUGUCUAUUGGUCACUCUCCUUAGCCGUCUAUGAGAAGAAUUUGCUUAAAUCCUUGGCCAAGAAGCUACCAGACAAUCCCUGCCACCUCAGCUGCCUUCAGAUCGUCUCUUUCCUGCACCGGAAACAGUCCAGUCUGACUGGAAAGAGCGGCCUCACCAACUAUCAUUUGAAAACAGCACUGCUGCACUUGCUGCUGAGCAAAGCCCCUUCAGAGUGGCAUCCAGAGCACCUGGAGAAAAGGCUGCGUGACAUCUUUCAAUUCCUGGAGAAAAGCCUCCAGGAGAAGAAGCUCUACCACGCUUUAAUUGGUAACAAACAAGUUUCGAAGGAUAUCCUCAUUCCAGCACAAUUCCAAGCUUCGGAACCACUCAACUUGUUCCGUCCACUGGUGCUACAGGGGGAACUGUAUGCCAAGACAGUGGAAUCCUUUCAUGAAAUGCUCAGAAAUGCACCUGUCCUGAUACAAGAGUAUACCACGCACUUUCCAAAUGGGCUUGUUCCUGCUUCAUCGAACACGCGUGUAUGAACUGCUGCUUUUUAAUGCAUCUGUUUUGACUGACCCUGUAUGGGGCAUGAUUUAAAAACAAAAAAUAAGUCAAGGAGAAAUCUCAAGUGACUAGUGUGUGUGUGUGUGUGUGUGUAUAUAUAUAUAUAUAUAUAUAUAUAUAUAUAUAUAUAUAUAUAUAUAUAUAUAUAAUAACAGUCAGGCUGUUUUUAUUAUUUAUUUGGUCUGCUAAAUUGUUGUUUUAUAAAAAUAAGUCAUACAGGAAAGACUUUUAAAUAUAUUUAUUUACAUUUUUCAGAUGGGUUCAAAAGGAACCUCACCUGUUUGCAUCUGGAGUGAGAACAGAGGCUGUAUGUGACAGAACCGCUUCUAAUAGCUGAAACAUGACUCGUCGAAUUAUGUUAGCGUUAAAAGAUUGUGUCUGCGAUCUAAACAAUGCUACACAGAGACCCCAAAGAAGGACAUUCUGCACUGCAGCUUUAAGUGUUUCAACACAGUGUUUUGCUAGCUUUUGUCUGAAAUUAUCCACAAGAUCAUAGUGAAAGGUAUGGAAGGAAGAGUGUGACAAUUAUUAUCAUUAUUUAUUUCUUAGCAGACAAUGAAAAAAAUGCAUUCAUGAAGUCCGGCAAUCAAAAAACAAAAUAAAACAAAAACCUCACGUUAAAGACCAAAGAACAUGAAGGUUAGUUGCAAUGAGGCUGUGUAGUCCAGUGGUUAAAGAAACGGGCUUAUAACCAGGAGGUCCCUCGUUCAAAUCCCACCUCAGCCACUGACUCAUUGUGUGACCCUGAGCAAGUCACUUAACCUCCUUGUGCUCUGUCUUUCGGGUGAGACGUUGUUGUAAGUGACUCUGCAGCUGAUGCAUAGUUCACACACCUUAGUUUCGUAUCUUGUAAAGCGCUUUGUGAUGGUGGUCCACUAUGAAAGGCGCUAUAUAAAAAUAAAUAUUGUUAUUAAUGUACCAGUAUUAAAAUGUGAAUACUUUAACCUUUUUUACACUAGCUGUAUGAAUCCACUAGAGAGAAGUAGAUAAAGAAAAGCUGGCUGUACUUUGCUUGAUAUUAAGGAAAUACGUAAAUAAAAAAAAACAAGAUAGAAAAGACACAAAUUACAAAACAUAUAUUUGUGAAGUUAAAAAUAUAAUUUCACCUGUUUCAACAAUGUUUAUGAAUGUAAAGAUGUUUAUUAUAUAUUUUUUAAAAUGCACAAUCUUUAAAGCGUCUUUACAUUUAAUAAUGGGGCCCAUCCCUAUUCUAUAGCUCUUUACUGGGGGCAGCCCUCCUGAAUUAUCUGGGUUUUAAGCAGCCUUACUGUAGUUUACUCUGUGGUCUACAUUUUAAUAAUUUACUACAAUGAGUUCCUUUUAUUUUUCCACCUGGUCGUUCGUGAGCUUGCUGGUCAAACUAAAUCAGCAUAAUUAGAGUUACAAUUGACCCGGUUUGUCCAGUUGGCUUUUGAUUCAGGAUUCAGGUCUCAUGUCAGAACUUUUUAGCAGGUUAAGAACUUACAGUAAGCUGUGGUACUGUGCUCAGUCUAUCGGUACAAGAACAGAGAUCUGCUUUAUUUGAUUGUAUCAGUGCUCGACAAUAAACAGGAAGCGAAGGCGAA